AUAUUUUACUCGUUCGGUGGUGGCCAGUACGACGACGUAGCCCAACACAAUGUCAUUAGUUUUGAUGGAUGGAGAGCGCGUUUAAACGGUGUCGUUUAUGUGGUCCGUAAUAUGAAUAUCCCAUUCCCACCCAGAAUACCGAAAACGGAAAACCUUCUUCAAACCCUUGCAGCUACUUCGCUACCGAAGCAGCUGUGUUUUGCUGAAAGUGGAAUGCUUGUCCUCUUCUGAUAAGUUUCUAGGGUUUCACUAGCUAGCUAGCUGCAUAGGAUCUUCUCAGUAGCUAUGGGAGGAUCCCGAGUUCAAGUUAACAAACCUCACAAGUCCCGUUUCUCCUCCAAAUCAUCUCGUCACCUUCAUAAAACAUCUCUGAAAGAUAAGAGCAGGAUCGCAAAAUCGGGGCACAAUGUCGCCAAGGGAGCUCGAGCUGUUCGAAUUCAGCGUAACAAGAUGUUGCGGGAGCAGAAACGUGCUACCCUCUUGAAAGAGAAAAGGGCUUCUACCGGUUCAUCAAGCCCUCCCCGUGUAAUUGUUCUCUUUGGCCUCUCUGCCUCCGUAAAUCUAGAUUCAGUUGCUGAAGAUCUUCUGAAAUUAUUAUCUCCUGAAGGUGGUGGAGCUGUGUCUUCAACAGUUGCAUCAUCCGAGUACAAACUGAGAGCAACUGUGUUGAAAGCACCACAAGGGGAUUUGUUAUCUUGUAUGGAAAUGACCAAGGUUGCUGAUCUGAUUGCUUUUGUGGUAUCAGCCAGUGAAGAAAGUGCUUCUGACUAUAUUGAUUCAUUUGGAAGUCAAUGCUUGUCAGUGUUUAGGUCUCUUGGUUUGCCAAGCACUGUUGUCUUCAUUCGUGAUCUACCUACUAAGCUGAAAAGAAGAAAUGAGUCAAAGAAGAUGUGUACUUCCAGGCUUUUAGUGAAUUUCCUGAGGAUUGUAAGUUCUACCCAGCAGAUACAAAAGAUGAGUUGCACAAGUUCUUGUGGCUAUUUAAGGAGCAAAGGCUAACAUUGCCUCACUGGAGACACCAACUGAUAUGGGUGUUAAUGUUAAUCCAGAGAAGGUGAGACGAGGUCCAAAACCAUUGAGAGUCUACUACAGAAAGAAUUUUAAGAAGAAGGAAGAUUCUGGAAUAGGACAGCUGGAAGGGAUUAAUUUGAAGGUUAUUCAGUUAGAGGGAAUCUCGGAUGGCACUCCUGACACUUCCUAAAGCAGCAGUAAAGAUAUAAAUAAGAGCUUCUGAGUUGAUAUGGGCAUUCUGGUUUUUUUUAUCUCAUUUGAUUCAGCAUUGCUGGGGCUAGCUUGAGCUAGUUCGGGAGAGGUCUCCGGGUUUUUCUUUUCUAUUUGUUUCUUCUGUGUCCAAAAGAGAGGAGAUGAGAGUAUUACUGUAUUGAGAGAUUUAUUGUAAUCUUGAGAUAAUUUCAGUAAUACAAUAUUAAUUUCUUCUCCCA
Molecule: messenger RNA, 1442 nt
Organism: Hevea brasiliensis (rubber tree)
Lineage: Eukaryota; Viridiplantae; Streptophyta; Magnoliopsida; Malpighiales; Euphorbiaceae
Exons: 8
Coding region: 286-999 (237 amino acids)
Biological process (GO): endonucleolytic cleavage of tricistronic rRNA transcript (SSU-rRNA, 5.8S rRNA, LSU-rRNA); maturation of SSU-rRNA from tricistronic rRNA transcript (SSU-rRNA, 5.8S rRNA, LSU-rRNA); ribosome biogenesis
Cellular component (GO): preribosome, small subunit precursor
Molecular function (GO): GTPase activity; GTP binding; U3 snoRNA binding
Source: RefSeq, a predicted model, not a curated record